Cannabis sativa is the source of this 1678-nucleotide messenger RNA. RefSeq names its product COBRA-like protein 4. Gene Ontology annotation, cellular component: plasma membrane. Bases 1 to 1374 code for a protein of 457 amino acids. The transcript has 6 exons. Lineage: Eukaryota; Viridiplantae; Streptophyta; Magnoliopsida; Rosales; Cannabaceae. Gene Ontology annotation, biological process: cellulose microfibril organization; plant-type cell wall cellulose biosynthetic process. The record is from RefSeq and is a predicted model, not a curated record.
AUGAAUUAUCACUCGAUGAAGAUGAAGCUAGAUAGACUCUGGGCUGGUUCUUGUAAAGAAGAUGAAGUAAAUCAUUACCUAUCUGAUGGUUACCUCCCCGGUAAUCGCCAAGGUUCCUCUACGAAAGAGGGAACAAAAAGAGUGGCUUAUGAUACCUUUGAUCCAUUUGGGAGCAUAAAUAUCAAAUGGGAUGUUGUCUCUUGGACCCCAGAUGGGUAUGUGGCAGUGGUGAGAAUCGAAAACUCCCAAAUGUACAGGAACAUAAUGAGUCCUGGAUGGACCUUAGGCUGGACAUGGGCUAAGAAAGAAGUGAUAUGGUCUAUGGUGGGAGCUCAAGCCACAGACCAAGGAGACUGCUCCAAAUUUAAAGGAGACAUUCCACAUUGCUGCAAGAAGAACCCCACAAUAAUUGACCUUCUCCCUGGUGUCCCAAACAAACAAAGAUUUUCAGAUUGUUGCAAAGGCGGUCUCCUUAAGUCUUGGGGACAAGACCCUUCAGCUGCAGUCUCAUCCUUUCAGCUCAGUGUUGGCCUUUCAGGUACUUCAAACAAGACAAUAAAGCUACCUGAGAAAUUUGUUUUGCUUGGUCCUGGACAAGGCUAUACAUGUAGUCCUGCUACAAUUGUUUCACCCUCGGUUUUCUUCUCAUCUGAUGGCCAUCGAAGAACUCAAGCAAUGAUGACAUGGACAAUAACAUGCUCUUAUUCAUCAUUUCUGGUAUCUAAGAAUCCACCCUGCUGUGUUUCCAUGUCAUCCUUUUACAACCCUUCCAUCACGCCUUGUCCAUCUUGUGCCUGUGGAUGCCAGGAUCAUAACAACUGUGUUGCAAAUGAUCUAAAGAUUUCAUCAAGUGAUGAGGUGACAUCACGAAGAAGAGAAAUGGUUCAAUGCACAGACCACAUGUGCCCCAUUCGGGUUCAUUGGCAUGUGAAGACCAAUUAUAAAGAGUACUGGAAAGUCAAGAUUGCCAUAACCAAUUUCAGCUACUUGAAGAGUUACCCUCACUGGACUCUUGUCGUUCAGCAUCCAAAUCUUCACAACCUCACCAAAGCCUACAGCUUUGUCUAUAAGCCACUCAGUCAGUACAGACUCUCAAAUGAUACUGGCAUGUUUUAUGGCAUGAAAUAUUAUAAUGAUCUACUGAUGGAAGCCGGCCCUAAUGGACAUGUUGAGACAGAGCUGAUUCUGAAAAAGGACAAGAAAGCUUUCACAUUGGAACAAGGUUGGGCAUUUCCUAUGAAAGUUUACUUCAAUGGUGGUGAAUGUAUGAUGCCCCCUCCUGAUUCAUAUCCACAUCUACCCAAUUCCGCUUAUUCAAAUACAAUUUCAACACUAACUUCGGCAACACUACUGCUGUUCCUGGCAUUGCUGUAGCCUAAUUAUGGUCAAUCCAUAGCACAUGAAAGAGGAUUUUCAUGAACAUAAAUGCCAUCUUCAUAGAAAUUUGUACAGUGUGGAGUCGCACUAUGUGUCCAAAAAGAUAAAAAAGACAGUUAAAAAAUUGUAAUAAAUAGCAAUAAAUAUACAACAAAUUAUGAACUGAGUAAGCUAUGUUUUGCUUUUUAUAUCAUAAUCUAAUACUUUCUUUUUUAAACUGAGCUCUUAGUACUUUGAACACCAAAGCUUGUUCGCUGGUAUUAGAUCUGAGCCUUGAAAUGAUAUUGGAAAGAUAUUUUUC